This is a messenger RNA of Xyrichtys novacula (pearly razorfish), 408 nucleotides long. NCBI's taxonomy places the organism in Eukaryota, Metazoa, Chordata, Actinopteri, Labriformes, Labridae. The record is from the annotation of a GenBank genome assembly.
AUGAGCGAAUCUCCCUUGUUGGGCUUUUUGUCUUCUCUGCAGUCAGCCAUUCAACUUUGUCCCAGACUUUUUCCACAGCAGGCCCCUUCCACAGAUAAAUGUCUCACCUCUCCUCAUCUGCUGCCGUCUUGCUAUCUUUUGGGAGCUGGGCAGUUCGGCUCAGAGGUUCAUGGGAAAUACGCACCAGGGACGCAGUGUUGGCGUGUCGACGAUAACCCACGUGUCACUCCGAGAUACCGCCGGCGGCUCCCUGUAAAGUCAUGGCUUUGUCUUCUGUCAUUGUCGCCAUCACAGCUAAACGCCUAUGACUGCACAGCUCAUCGCCAAAAAGAGGUGUCAUCCCAGAGAUGUAUCACCACGCUCAUGUUCCCGACUCUUUGCUGGUCCACUCGAGGUGUCAAAGUGUAG